This is a messenger RNA of Caenorhabditis sp. 36 PRJEB53466, 822 nucleotides long. Lineage: Eukaryota; Metazoa; Nematoda; Chromadorea; Rhabditida; Rhabditidae. The record is from the annotation of a GenBank genome assembly.
AUGCCGGAAAGACUAUCGGCGGGCGGUGACAAUUUCGAGACUGACGACAAGAUUUUUCGAACUGCAACUUCUAAAGUAAACAUUUAAAAAAAAAAGAUUUUAGGCCGGAAAGUUGAAAAAUUUAGAAUUUCCUUCUCGUCUACAUUUUAUGGAACACGAUUUUAGCCAUCGUAUUUUUAUCUUUGAAUUUAUGGUGAUCUCGUGGUGAAAACGAAAAGUAAGAACAUUUUUGCAGCACUGAAAAAUCGAUAAGUAUCAUUUUCGCUCUUCCAUUUGUAAGUUGAAGUUCAAAUUUGAUCCCUAAAAAAUUAUUCAAAAGUUAUUCAGAUCGGCACAGUGUUCGUGUUCGUUUUUGCGCUCAAAAUGAAAUCCAAACUAAUCUUCGGAAUUUUCGCAGUUUAUACAGUAUUUUCGCAGUUUUUGAACCUGCAAUUUCUGAAAAGUUCAGAUAAUUUCGCUUUCGAACACUUUUUUCAAAAUGUGCAUGGGUUUGAGUGAUGGCGACUGGUUUGAGCGGUGUUUUUGUGAGCCGACUCGGAAUUGUUCUCAAAAAUUCACCAAAAAAGUUGCAGACGGUCCGAUCGAAUCGUUUCAAUCGAUAAUCACAAUUUUGCACUCGAUCUUCCAAGUUCUCAUAGCAUUCGUCCUGAUUCGAAUGAGUUUCUGGUGAUUUUUGAAAUCCCUCCGAGCCAAUUAUCGAUUUUUUGCAGGGAAAUGGACGCCAGUUGUUGUUGCUGUAAUUGCUGCUUUUUCUGCUGUUGCUGCUGUCCGUGUUUCGACGAAAAACGACAGAAUUUAAAAAGUCCGAGUCUGAUCGAAUAA